AUGUCAACUCCGGCUCCAAACCCAGUUGUGGCGCCUGACCACAUCCAUGCGCUGCUCAACCGUCUUCACCAAGAGUCCCUUACCCAGGAAGCGGCUCUCCCAUCUACAUAUUUGAGCUCUCCCGAGGGAUUUGAUGACUUAAUGAGAGACAAGUUCAUUGCGCUGGAUCAGGAUAAGUGUCAAUUCGUCUACCAGCUUGCCAGAGCGAUCGGAGCUCGCAAUAUUGUUGAGAUUGGUACCAGCUUCGGCGUGAGUACCAUCUAUCUCGCAUUGGCUGUGGGAAGCAAUCUCGACCACCUGGGUGGUGAGGGUAAGGUUAUUGCCACGGAAAAAGAGCAUACAAAAGCAGAGAGGGCUCGUCAACACUGGAAGGAAGCUGGUGACUCCUUGGUGACCCGUCAUAUCGAUCUCAGAGAGGGGGAUCUCCUCGAGACGUUGAAGAAUAACAUCCCACAGAUUGACCUGAUCCUUCUAGAUAUUUGGGCUCCUGUCGCUCUGCCCGCCCUGAAACUGCUGGAACCAAGGCUCAGGUCUGGAGCUGUUGUCAUCAUCGACAAUUCAAUUAGUUCUGCCACUAGAUACAAAGAGCUAUUAGAUCACCUGAGGUCUCCGACAAGCGGUUAUACAAAUCUGACGCUCCCCUACUCCAAUGGUUUGGAGAUGUGCGUCAAGGUCUAA
This is a messenger RNA of Trichoderma virens Gv29-8, 678 nucleotides long. RefSeq lists its product as uncharacterized. Gene Ontology annotation, molecular function: O-methyltransferase activity. The transcript is spliced from 2 exons. The record is from RefSeq and is a predicted model, not a curated record. The coding region runs from base 1 to 678 and encodes 225 amino acids. Lineage: Eukaryota; Fungi; Ascomycota; Sordariomycetes; Hypocreales; Hypocreaceae.